Messenger RNA from Pangasianodon hypophthalmus (striped catfish), 2506 nucleotides. It is a transcript of the gene wdr25, whose product is annotated as WD repeat domain 25. Bases 757 to 2130 code for a protein of 457 amino acids. NCBI's taxonomy places the organism in Eukaryota, Metazoa, Chordata, Actinopteri, Siluriformes, Pangasiidae. The record is from RefSeq and is a predicted model, not a curated record. The transcript is spliced from 7 exons. Gene Ontology annotation, molecular function: protein binding.
CACCAUAAAAGGAUACUCACACAGCGCUACAAAAUGGCAGCUCCCGGAAAUAGGAGGUCAGACUACGGGUGGGAAUAAAAAAGUAUGCAUCACAAUCUUAUGGCUGCUGUAGUCGAAACAACUCGCAUUUUUGCUGCUUAAACUGCAAUAUAGCGUGUUCUAGAUAUGCAUAUAUAUGCGCGGAUGUUUUAGUUUUAGGACUUUGGAGAGAAACCUUUGGUAUAAGCGACGAGUUGUUUGGACAGGUUACUGGCGCUAAGCUAAUGUAAUUAGCAAGUAGCUAUAAAAACAACGGUUUGGGUUUAGAUUCAUCUGCAUCCGCAAAUCCUCUUCAGCUGAAUUAUUUUCCUCGGGGUUUUGCUUCAUUCGUGACCAAGUGGGAACUGGUAAAUUCCUAGUGGGAAGUCGGGAAAGAUAAGUUUGAACAGCUCUCCAUCUUAUUUUUCGAGACCUCAGACUUCUCCAGGUGUCGAUUCAGUGACGUCACUUCAACAUGGCGGCGCUUAUAGUGAAAAGUAAGAGCGAGAAAUAACAGCGAGAUUUUCUGUAGACAGCUUCCAGUGAGUAUUCAUCUAUUUCCGACUUGGAACAUUCCGAGUUCCCAGGUGUCGUGAACGCAGCAUUGGAUGAUAUGAAACAGGAGUGUUAUUUCACAGCUUCGCCAACAGAUGGCGACAUUCUCUGUGCAGAAUCGAAACCUCUACCUGCACAGCCUUUGUUUGUCUAAACUGUCUGUAUUUCAUAAAGCAUCACACCAUGAAUUCACUGGUGGAUUAUGACUGUGACAGUGAGGACAGUUUAGAACCAGAGGAGACCCUUCCAGGAAAGAGGGUCAGUUCAGCUGAGUCUGAAAAAACAAUUCAAAGCUUUCCAUUACAUGUAAAGAGGCCAGAUUCAGAUCUCCAUCACCACGAGUCAAAAUCAGAAGCAUAUAAAACCCCAUCAGGUUCAAAGUGGCCUGAGUUAGCAUGUCCUGUAGUACAAACUUCUGUGUGUUCAAAAAGACUCCAAGCCACUCCGGGUGGACUCAGACCAUAUGUGUCAAAGAGGCAGAGGAUGAUCACGCAGCCCGAGUCAGCAGCACUGGUGCCCACAGAAAACUCACCUGACCUGCAGGCUACAAACCCGCGCCUUCUCUCAGAAGUGUCGGAGAGAGUGCAGCCGUUCCUUGGCAGGAAAGCGUUGAGAGCUGAGCUGCCUAAACGUGUUCAGCAUCAGCUUCAGGCUCAUCAAGGUCCAGUAAACACAGUGCAAUGGUGCCCAGUGCCGCAUCUCAGCCACCUGCUGCUCUCAGCCUCCAUGGACAAGACCUUUAAGGUUUGGGAUGGUGCAGGCAGUGGGCGGUGCCUUCAGACUUACCCCACCCACUGCGGGGCUGUACGAGAUGCAUGUUGGCUGCCUUGUGGACGACGCCUCCUUUCUGGCUCCUUUGACAACACAACCUCUGUGACAGAUUUGGAGACGAGUCAGGUGGUUGCCAGGGUGGACAACCAAUUCAAGGUCACUUGUCUUGCCUUUCAGCCCUCGGAUGCUACUGUUUUUCUGUGUGGGGGUUUCAGUUCUGAGGUCAAGGCAUGGGAUUCCCGAACCUGCAAAAUGGUCAGAGUCUACAAGGCUGGGAUUCAGCAGACACUGGACAUCCUAUUUCUGGGUGAUGGGAAAGAAUUUGUGACCAGCAGUGAUGUUGUCAGUCGAGACUCUGCAGAUCGCACUCUCAUUGCCUGGGACUUUGUGACUACUGCCAAAAUCUCCAACCAGAUAUUCCACGAGAGAUACACCUGUCCCAGCCUGGCCAUGCACCCACAGGAGGACUCCUUUGUUGCUCAGACCAAUGGAAAUUACAUGGCACUCUUCUCAGCCCAGAAGCCAUACCGGAUGAACAAGAGGAAGAGAUAUGAAGGGCACAAGGUGGAAGGUUAUGCGGUGCAAUGCGAGUGGUCUUCAGAUGGAACCGUACUGGCGACAGGUAGUUCUACAGGCUCUGUGCACUUUUUUGAGUUUCAGAGUGCAAGGAGCUUGCUCACACUCCAUGCUCAUCAGCAGGCCUGUGUGUGUGUGUCUUAUCACCCUGUAAUACCUGGUAUGGUUGCCACUUGUGACUGGGGAGGGGAGAUCAAGAUAUGGAACUGACAACCUUGAAGACUUCCCUUUGCUGUAGAAAUGUAUCCAAAGACUCUAUUUAAAAACAGAAUAAAUUUAAAUUGUCUCAUAAACAUCUUAUAAUGCAAGUUGGGUAUAUGAGCAUGUACAGAUGUCUACUCAGGAAGUUUUUCCUUGCCUCUGUGGCCUCUGGUGUGGAAUCUAGAGUGACAUCUGGAUUUCUGUAAACCUGCUUUGUGACUACUUUGUGUCUAGCCAAAAGCCAUAUAAAAGUAAAACUGAAUUAACUAAAAUUCUGUGUAACAAUUAACACCAAUUGUUAAUAGAAAUAACAUUUUAUUACAAAUGUGUCUACAUAGCACAUUGAUGACACUUGGCUAUUACUAAAGUUUAAGAUCAGCGUUCA